AUGCCCGCAUUCUUCGAUGAAGAAUCCCAUGAACACGCCCACCGUAACCCAUGUCGUGCCAGGUCUAUGACCCAACCUGAGACUGACCCCUCUUAUAUCCCUGAGAGUAGCAGAAGAACUCCGAAGAAGGCCCCCUUUCUCUUCCUCUUCCUUAUUCACAACCCCCAGUAUCUCCAAGCUAUUGGAAAUCUCUGCCCACCUGCCUGUCUGCUGCUGCCACCGUCACUCUCACCAUCUCCAUCUCAUCCAAACGACAGCAAGGAUGCCUUUCUUCACUUAGGUCGCCAAGAUGCUUGGCCGCCUGCCCGGCUGUUCAUCAAGACCGUCAACGUCCUCGCCAAGAUCCUAGAGUUUCUAACUCUGAUCUACAGUAUUCUCAGUGUCAUCAAGGAUAUUCUAGAGUUGGUCAAGGGUCCGAAAGAUGGCAAACCUCAAUGGGGCGCCCAAAACUCUCAAAGCUCUACCAUCCUCCAAGAGCUCUUUUUAUCGGUUUUUCUUCCUGCUUGUUUCGUCACGGGACUGCCCGCCAUACAGGUAGACGUCGGUACCGCAUUGGGCCUAGCGUGA
Molecule: messenger RNA, 567 nt
Organism: Talaromyces stipitatus ATCC 10500
Lineage: Eukaryota; Fungi; Ascomycota; Eurotiomycetes; Eurotiales; Trichocomaceae
Exons: 3
Coding region: 1-567 (188 amino acids)
Source: RefSeq, a predicted model, not a curated record